Messenger RNA from Anisakis simplex (herring worm), 2097 nucleotides. NCBI's taxonomy places the organism in Eukaryota, Metazoa, Nematoda, Chromadorea, Rhabditida, Anisakidae. The record is from the annotation of a GenBank genome assembly.
AUGGAUCAUUUGGUGAAAGGAAUUUGUGUACGAACGUUACGCAACGCGGAAUGUAGUGUGAAUUAUUCGGCGGCGGAACGUGUUCCCAUUUCGAGAGCUAAUUCAAACGCAUUGUUGGCUAUCUUCAACAAAUAUGCGAGUGUUUCCAGAGAUGGUGUUAAUUAUAUGACCGAUGACGAUUUCAUUCGAAAGUAUUUGGGUCUAUACACAGAGGGCAGUUAUAACAAAGAGACCGUACGCCUCUUGGCGAGUGCAGCAGACACCACAAAGGAUGGAUUGAUUUCGUUCGAGGAAUUCAGUGCUUUUGAAUCAAUAUUGUGCAGUGCUGAUGCGCUUUAUUUGACCGCAUUUGAGUUAUUCGAUAAGAAUGCGUCUGAAUCAGUAACUUGUGAUGAAUUCGAGAAAAUUAUCAGGCAUACAAAGCCAUUAGCUGAAUUCGAUUUCGACUUUAAUUCGGAUUUUAUGCAACGAUACUUUGGAAAAGACAAAAAGCGUGCGAUUGGAUAUAUGGCGUUCUGUCAAUUACUACAUGAAUUCUAUGAUGAAUUAGGCAUGCAAGCUUUCAAAAAGUACGACAAAAACUGUGAUGGAACGAUUUCAUCGAUUGACUUUCUCAAAAUAAUGACCACAGUCAAGAAGCAUUUGUUGACGGAUUUCGUACAAAAGAAUUUAGUGGCCGUUUCAGCGAGUAACGCCACAGGUCAUCGGGUGACUUACCCGUAUUAUAUGGCAUUCAAUAGUCUGCUGUCACAAAUGGAAUUGAUAAAACGUAUUUAUGUGAGUCUUGCACGUGGUAAUUUAUCACAUGAAAUGACACGACAAGAAUUCCUGAAUGCCACACAGAGUUAUCCUCAGAUCACUCCGUAUGAGGUUGAAAUAUUGUUUGCUCUAGCCGAAGCGGCACAUCCAGGCAAGAGGACGCUGUCGUUAGCUGAUAUCGAAAAUAUUGAUCCACAAAGACUGAAACGCAUUUCGUAUAUUCCUCGACUGGCGACUAUUAAAGCCGUUAAAACGAAAGAGGAACGCGGUAUAUUGGCAGCCAUUCUGGAGAGUGCGUAUCGUUUCACAAUGGGCUCUAUUGCGGGCGCAUGCGGUGCAACAGCUGUCUAUCCAAUCGAUUUAGUCAAAACGCGUAUGCAAAAUCAACGAAGUGGACCAUUAGUCGGCGAGAUUGCAUACAAACACAGUUUCGACUGUUUCAAGAAAGUGAUCAAAUUUGAAGGGAUUGUGGGUCUGUAUCGUGGUCUUUUACCGCAGAUUGUUGGCGUUGCACCGGAGAAAGCAAUUAAGUUGACGAUGAAUGAUUGGGUACGUGAUAAAUUCACAGUUGAUGGUCGUAUUCCGUUAUGGGCUGAGAUCUUAGCUGGUGGAUGUGGUGGAGCGAGUCAGGUGAUAUUCACCAAUCCGCUCGAAAUAGUCAAAAUUCGACUCCAGGUUGCUGGUGAAGUGAAGAAUGCAGCGAGGGUUGGUGUAUUGAGUGUGGUUCGUGAAUUAGGAUUAUCUGGACUGUACAAAGGCGCUAAAGCAUGCUUUCUUCGAGAUAUUCCCUUCUCAGCAAUUUACUUCCCUGUGUAUGCACACGCUAAACUGGCCACUGCUGACAGUGAUGUAAGGAUAUUCAUUUUGUGUUUGUUAUGUGAAGGUCAUAACGGUGCUGGUUCGUUGUUCUCGUCUGCUUUUAUUGCCGGAGUGCCGGCCGCUGCACUCGUCACACCAGCCGAUGUCAUUAAAACACGAUUACAAGUGGCUGCACGUGCUGGACAAACCACCUAUGAUGGAUUGCUGGAUUGCGCAAGGAAGGCACAAGGUCCGCUAGCGUUUUGGAAAGGAACCGCAGCUCGAGUGUGUCGUUCCAGUCCGCAGUUUGCCGUUACUUUGUUUAUGUAUGAAUUACUGCAGAGGUUAUUCUACGUUGAUUUUGGUGGCAAUCGGCCAGCCGGCUCCGAGGUGCCUGUGCGAGCUACUCUUACCGAUGAAAGUUCAGUGAAUCCUGAUCAUAUUGGUGGUUUCAGUUUAGCUGCUGCAACUUUCAGCGGUAUUGAACAUAAAUUCGGUCUUUUCAUGCCGCGUUUUGAAACCUUGACAACUAGGAAAUAG